UGCUUCUGUCAGGGUCAGUCUGCUCUGCUGAACUCUUUCCUUUCAGUUUCUGCUGAAUGAAGCGUGUUCAGCACCACAUGGGUGGAAUAACAUGUAGAAGUUCUUCCGGAGAUUAAAAUAUCAGUUUAUUCCUGAAAGUUCUCCGUGAUCAGCGUCCACCUGACACACCUUAGGAGCUCCAGCCGAUGGGACAAUGCAGCAGUCAGAUGACAGCGGUGCUCCCUCCUUUAACCCUCUAGUGGUGCUGGAGUUGAUCUCUGACACCAAGGAGGAGGCCAUCGCCUGGCUGCUGAGCAGGAUCAGAACCCCACAGCAGGCUGGAGGUGCUGGGUUAUUGAUGGAGCAGCUGGGCCCUGGAGUCAGUGCUGAGCAUAAGGACAACCCCAACCUGUUUCUGGUGGGGGCAUCCUGGGAGAGGCUGCUGUCUGGAGCUGAGGAUGUGGGCCUCUUCAAGGAGUACAGUGACGGCUCCAUGAGAGGCUUCACCUGCACCAACAAGCACAACUUUAAAGACUUUCAAGGGGAUGGAGACGGCUUCCUGAGCAUGGCUGAGUGUCAGUACAUCAUCAAACAUGAGCUGGAGACACUGAGAGCCAAAGAUGAGACUCACGUACCCGGAUACAGCAACGCCAAGCUUUAUCCAGGAAAAUCUAUCAUACGCAGAUUGCUGUCCAAAGGAAUCCUGAUCCAGAUGUUUCCACUACAUCAUAAAGAAGAACUGAAGAGACUCUCCUUUUCUUGGUAUAAAAAAUUCAAGCUGUCCCUUCAGCCUCUAGAUGAAAUCAGACACUACUACGGUGAGGGCCAGGCGCUGUACUUUGGCUUCCUGGAGUACUUCACCUUUGCCCUGGUGCCUAUGGCUCUGUUUGGAGUGCCUUACUACAUGUUUGACUGGGAGGAUUAUGAUAAAUAUGUAGCCUUUGCUGUUUUCAACGUGGUCUGGUGCACAAUUAUUCUGGAGCUGUGGAAGAGAUCCAGCGCCACCCUGGCCUACCACUGGGGCACGCUAAGCAGGAAGAAGGCCUUCGAAGAACCUCGGCCUGGGUUCCACGGCGUCCUCGGGUACAACCCCGUGACAGAUAGGGAGGAGCCUCUGUACCCCAACGCCAAGCGCCAGCUGAGGAUCUACCUGGUGUCGCUGCCCUUCGUCCUGCUCUGCCUCUACCUGUCUCUGUACGUCAUGAUGAUCUACUUCCAGAUGGAAGGCUGGGCGCUGUCCGUCCAUGACCAGGACCCUUCGUUCUGGACAGGAGUGCUCCUUUACAUCCCAAGUAUUAUCUACGCCGUGGUGAUAGAGGCUAUGAACCUUGUUUAUAGAUACGCUGCUGAGUUCCUCACAGAAUGGGAAAAUCACCGCCUGGAGUCUUCAUAUCAGAACCACUUGGUCCUUAAAGUUCUUGUUUUUAACUUCUUCAACUGUUUCGCCUCGCUGUUCUACAUCGCGUUUGUAAUGCAGGACAUGGUGCUGCUCAGUCAGAGUCUGGCCACCUUACUGAUCACCAGUCAGAUCUUGAAUCAGUUCAUGGAGGCCUUCUUGCCUUACUGGCUGCAGAGGAGACGCAACAAGAAGAUGAUUCGCAAAGUUCAGAAGAAAAGAACUCCCGGGGACAAAGAGCUCCCUCUGGCGGAGCAGGUCCGUCUGGAGGCCGAUAUGAGCACGUACUUGGGAACGUUUGACGACUACCUGGAGCUCUUUCUGCUCUUCGGCUACGUCAGCCUGUUCUCCUGCGUCUACCCGCUGGCUGCUGUCCUGGUGGUGUUGAACAACGUCACAGAGGUUUACUCCGACGCCUUCAAGAUGUGUCAUGUGUUCAAAAGACCCUUUGCUGACCCGGCUGCAAACAUCGGAGUCUGGCAGCUCGCCUUUGAGACCAUGAGUGUGAUUGCUGUUGUGACCAACUGUGCGCUCAUUGGCAUGUCUCCACAAGUCAAAGCAUACUUCCCCGAGUCUGAGACCCAGCUCAUCCUGUGGACGGUGGCCAUCGAGCAUGGACUGCUGGCUUUCAAGUUCAUCCUGACGUUCCUUAUCCCAGAUGUUCCCAAACACAUCCAGAUCAAACUGGCCCGGCUUGAGUUCGAGUCACUGGAGGCUCUGAAGAAGAAGAGGCAGAUAAAUGCAGGAAAAUGCUGGAAGGCACGGAGUUCAGGAAGAGCGUCCAGUGAGGAGAGGAGGACCUGCAGACUCUGACGACCCACACUCCCUUUUUGUUUGCUUUAAAAAUCCCAUCGUUGUUAUUUUUUACAGUUUAUUGUUUUUAUGCAUAGUGAAAAUAUGGUUUACUAUUAGUGGAGCAGACAUGUGUGAAAGGUUUAUUAUGGUGAACGGUCUGAGCACUGAAACGGGUUCUGGGUUUGGGGUGAUGGACGACUAGAGACAUGUUGGGAUGAAUGAGCUGCUGUUCAAUUUUUCUGCAGCUAUGAUGCACUGUAAAACAUAUUUAGUUAUUCCAAAGAGUGUUGAUGAAAAUAACUGCUUUGGUGUUCUCAUGUUCAGCCACUGAAGUCACUUUGGGUUCAGUCAGUAUUUUGGUUCAGAACAGCACAAACUAGCAUGUUCUAAUUAUAAAUGUGUUAAAGGCUGCAAGGUGUGUGGUCACCUGAUUGGCUGA
Messenger RNA from Poecilia latipinna (sailfin molly), 2609 nucleotides. It is a transcript of the gene ano10a, whose product is annotated as anoctamin 10a. The record is from RefSeq and is a predicted model, not a curated record. The coding region runs from base 194 to 2188 and encodes 664 amino acids. Gene Ontology annotation, cellular component: plasma membrane. Gene Ontology annotation, molecular function: chloride channel activity. The transcript has 15 exons. Lineage: Eukaryota; Metazoa; Chordata; Actinopteri; Cyprinodontiformes; Poeciliidae. Gene Ontology annotation, biological process: chloride transmembrane transport.